Molecule: messenger RNA, 1217 nt
Organism: Benincasa hispida (wax gourd)
Lineage: Eukaryota; Viridiplantae; Streptophyta; Magnoliopsida; Cucurbitales; Cucurbitaceae
Gene: UREF
Product: urease accessory protein F
Molecular function (GO): nickel cation binding
Source: RefSeq, a predicted model, not a curated record
AAGAAAGCAAAAACUCUACAUGGUGUAUAAAGAAGAAAAAUGCAGAAUUCAGCAGCUUCUUCCUUUCCGACUGUUGACUUAGUUUUGACCUUCGAAAUUUGAUCACUUCCUCACAUCACAUUCCAUGGUGGAUUUCAAUUUUCAUUCCAAUUAAGAAUAUAUGCGAUAGCCCAAUCUUGACAUGGAUGACAAACAUUUUCACUGGAGCCAGUGGCAACUGCUCGAUUCUAUCCUUCCUACUGGAGGCUUUGCCCAUUCGUUUGGUCUCGAGGCUGCAAUACAAGCUCGCAUUGUCUCACAUCAGGAAGAUCUUAAAAACUAUGUGAUCCAUUUGUUAGACAACACUGGAAGUUUGCUUCUUCCCUUUGUGCAUUCAGCCACACUAUCGCCUGAUUUUGAAACUUGGAAAAAAAAUGACAGAUUAUUGGAUUCAAUGUUGACUAAUGAAGUUAGUCGAAAGGCAUCUGUUACACAAGGGUCAGCGCUUAUGAGAGUUGCAGCAAUAGUAUUUUCUGAAAUAUCAUCUCUAAAAGCCAUGCGGGAAACAACCUUGUCUGGGACUGGGGCUGUUUCGUUCCACCAUGCUCCCAUCUUCGGGCUAAUCUGCGGUCUACUUGGAUGGGAUAGCACAAUGUCACAGAGGGCAUAUCUGUUUAUUACCAUGAGAGAUGUUAUUUCUGCUGCAACAAGAUUGAAUUUAGUAGGACCCUUGGGUGCAGCUGUGUUGCAACAUCAGCUUGCGCUUGUUGCUGAAGACAUAUUGAAAAAAUGGAUGAACCGUCCCGUUGAAGAAGCUUGCCAAACCGUUCCUCUGUUAGAGACAGUACAAGGAUGCCAUAUGUACCUGAAUUCUAGACUGUUUUGUUCUUGAAAAGUUUUGAAGUGUUAAACUGUUUUCCUGUGAUUUUGGGUAUAGGUGUCCCCUUCUUUCUUGGUCUGUGCUUGAAACUAGUAAAAUGUUCACCCGUAACCUAGCAGAUAAAGUACAGUACAUUCAUUUUAGAGAUUAGUUGAAUAACUUACACAAUUAGUGACUUUGGCACUAGAGGUUCAAAAAAUGUGUUACUAUCAGAGUGAAUUCAAUAAUGGAGAUUUGUUGGCAUUUCAACAUUCCUUCUUCUUUCAUGGCAUACCCAGAAGAAAAUCCAAUGUAUGUCUGAAUGGCAUGCCAUGAUUUGUUCUUGCUCGUAUAUACCAUUGUCUCUUGUUUUUAAGGA